AGGCAAUGACGUAAAAAGCAGACCCAAUUGAACUAGUGGAAUUAUCAACUAAUUCAUUCAGCCCAGAGCUAUUUCUGCAAAACAUACUUUAUAGAGGCCAAUUGUGCUUAUAAUUGUCUCAAUUACUUGAAUAGGCAAUCUAAAAGAAAUUUGUUGAUGACAACAAUAAUUAAUACAACCUGAAAAUAGCUAGGAUCUGUGUCAUAUGCUAUAAUUAUUACUAAUUGUUGCAAGGGAAAAAUUUCUUAAAUAAAGAUAAUUAUGCUGGGAUGACGAAUCAAUUGAAAAAAGUCUUUAGAGAUGAAAAGGAAUACCUAAAUUAAAUUGCUCAAUUUUCCAAUGUAAAAUCUAAUACCGCUGAUAAAUUGAGAAAGGAAAUUUCAAUUAUAUUUGAGAUCUGCGCAAAAUUAAAAGAUGUAAAUUAUCAUUUCCAACUAUAGGCCAUUCCAAAUGAAUUUUCUAAAAUAGUAAAUUAUUUUAAAGAGAAUAAAUAAGAAGAUCUUAAAUUUGAAAAGUUGCAAUAGCAAUUGGGUGCCGAAAAGUAAAUCAAUUACGACAUAUAUUCAUAUUUUUUUAAAUUGUAUUACUAGCCAGAAUGGUUUCAAUAAACUUAACGAUUAGAAGCAAUUAAGUAUUAACUUCCUUUGAUUUAGUAGAUUGCAAUGCUUUAUACUAAAUUUCUUAAAACUUGACUCCAUAUACCCAAUCGAACUUUUCGCAGAUUAAACUUUAAUAUUUUUGAGAAUAUUAGAUAAUUAACCAAUAGACUAUUAUAAAAAACUUAUGGAAUAAAAUUGA
Molecule: messenger RNA, 798 nt
Organism: Paramecium octaurelia
Lineage: Eukaryota; Ciliophora; Oligohymenophorea; Peniculida; Parameciidae
Source: the annotation of a GenBank genome assembly